AUGGACGGCCACCGCCAAGACAACAACGCUGCCGAUGGGGCAGCCCCUCAGCCAACCUCCGGAAUGUUGCCAGAAUAUAAUUCAAUUUUCGAUAUCAUUGAAGGAAAUCCCUUCGGACAGAGCCACAUGGACCUCGCGGAUCCCGCUGAGGUGGCCAGGCAGCGCCAAAACAGGUUUCUCUUCAAUGCGCCCAUGGGGGCCCAUGUCCCUGCGGGGCCUCUGGACUCCAAUGGUGCCCCCAUGGCGAGUGGCAGCUCUGCUGAUCCCCUCCAGCAGCUGCUCGACGCCGCAGGCUCUCAUGCUCACACUGGCGGCCUGGAUGUCGACUACAUGGACCUCCAAUUUUUCGGAUUCGGCACAUCGCCGGCAGCGUUCAACCAUCAUGGCCCGCAAGACGCCGCCGAUGUUCCCAGCUGGAGUGAUAGCCUCCUCAUGGGUAUUACCCAUUCGGAGCCGCAGCCGCAACAGCAGCCCGGCACCGAGGCGUGGCUGGACCCAAUUCUGGCAGAGUUGGCGCCGGCACCUCAGGUUGCUGCCGCCCCUCAAGGCCCUUCUGCAGCCUAUGCUCCCGCGCAACCCUUCUUCACCGGCGCCCAACCCGCUCCGGGGCAGCCCUUCCCCGAGGCUUCUCAGGCCGCUCCCCCGCAACCCUUCCACACCGGAACGGAUGGCAACCAGCCGCUUCGGUUCGAGGACCUCAUGGAUUACCCUGGAUCCCCUCAACGUUCCCCUUCCAACGCCGGCACAGGCCCUGCAAUGAUGAUUGACGGGCCUGCUGCUGGACCUGCACUCCCAUUCGUGCCUCCGCCCAUCGAUCCGGACGAGACUGUUGCCUACGCCAAUCGCUCUAGUCCUCGACUCAACCGGGGCGAGCUUGGCCUUGAAUCUAUGUUCCGUGAAAUGGAAGAGCAGGCUGAGCGGGGCGCCGCGCUUCGUGACAACAAUCGCCCCAGUGAUUCUGCUCCCGCAGCACCCGCCUUAGAGUCGUCUCCGUCAGAAGACACAAGCGAGUCUAUGCGAUCCCUCUUUGGGGGCUCCAAUGACAACAAUUCUUCCAAGCCCCCCUCCCCGCAUGGAGGCGAGUCCGCAGGCCCUGCUGGCCCAGGCUCUCCUGCACCCCCGCGAAACCCCUCCCCAGCUGCUGCGCCAGCCCAAGCUCCAGCCACGCAAAACUCGCCUCAACGCCACACACCUGAUCCGCAGCGUUCCGAAGACGAUGAGCAGAGCUCACCUGAAGGCCUUUUUGGUGGAGACGAAGACGACGAAUCCGAGUCGCCGCCUGCAGCAACCACCUCUGUGCAAGCGGGCUCGGGUCAAACGGGCGGCGACCCACCUCGCCCUGCCCUUCCUCCACUUGCGCUACCCCCCAGAGGAAGACCUGGUGUUGUACCUGCAGGCGCUGCUCCCACUAUUCAACUAGCGCUACCCCCUAAUGGGAGACCUGGUGUUUCCCCCCGCCGUGCUGCUCCCACUAUUCAACUAGCGCUACCCCCCAACGGGAGACCUGGUGUUUCCCCCCGCCGUGCCGGUCCCGCAAUUCAAAGUUCCAAGAGCCCUCAACCCCCAGCCGCCAGCCAGCCCGCCGCUCGAAAGCAACCCCGCAAUGCUCAAGCUUCCUCCACCACUGGCAGCACCUCGCAGCCUCCCGCCCAGUCCUCUUCAGCCAACCCUGCAACAUCCAACACCGGGGGAGCCAAGAAAGUAACCAAGGGCGAACGCGUAAAGUGCGACGAGUGUGGCGCUGAUCUGGCUAAAUCGAGCCUGAGGAAACACAAGAUUGCCAAACACGCUCCGCCGCCAACUCAACCUCCCUGCCCAUUCUGCGAUGGACCAAAAACUUCUCUUGAUAUCGCGCGCCACAUCAGGAAGUGCCACGAGGAUAUCUAUGAACGAAUGCAGCGGACCGGCGAGAAAGCGGAAGACAUUGCGCGUGAAUACGCCGCCAACCAGGCCAACCAGAACACUUCUAACCCUUCUGCUGGCCCGAGUCGUGCCACUGCCGGCCCGAGUCGUGCCCCUGCUGGUCAGGGUAUUGCCACUGCCGGCCCGAGUCGUGUCCCUGCUGGUCAGGGUAAUGCCACUGCCGGCCCGAGUCGUGCCCCUGCUGGUCAGGGCAAUGCCCCUGCCGGCCCGAGUCGUGCCCCUGCUGGUCAGGGUAAUGCCUCUACAGAUAUCCCAAUUAUCCCAGAUGGUGAUAUCCCAGUUAUCCCAGAGGGUGACAUCCCAGUGCCAGAUUUCUCCGCGCUCCCGACGCGCUCAGGACGAUCCAACCCAGGUCCAGUGGCCAGCACGUCUACUUUACCCCCUGCCAAAAGACAACGCAGGGCGGCCACGGCUAAAGCCAGUGGCAGGGCCGCAACCGACAAGAAGGGCAAGGGUAAGGCACGCGCAGUCGACCCUUCUUCCGACGAAGAUGAGGGAACGGGCCGCAAGAAGAAACCCAAGAAGCGGGCACCCGCUGGAGCAGAGGGAACGGGCCGCAAGAAGAAACCCAAGAAGCGGGCACCCGCUGGAACAGGCAGAGUCCCCAAACCAACCGCGCAAUGCCCUAUUUGCAAAAACUUCCGAUCAACCCGCUUAGGAACCCAGGUGACAUCAAUCGCCACAUAG
Molecule: messenger RNA, 2610 nt
Organism: Puccinia triticina
Lineage: Eukaryota; Fungi; Basidiomycota; Pucciniomycetes; Pucciniales; Pucciniaceae
Exons: 3
Coding region: 1-2610 (869 amino acids)
Source: RefSeq, a predicted model, not a curated record